AUGUUUCUGCCAGGAGAGUUUAAUUGGAGGAUCUGGGUCUGGGCCGACUUGACCAUGGGAGCCAACACUUCAAGCAAACCACCAGUGUUUGAUGAAAAUGAAGAUGUUAACUUUGACCACUUCGAGAUUUUGCGUGCCAUUGGGAAAGGCAGUUUUGGGAAGGUCUGCAUCGUGCAGAAGAACGAUACCAAGAAGAUGUACGCAAUGAAGUACAUGAACAAACAGAAGUGCGUGGAGCGCAACGAAGUGAGGAAUGUCUUCAAGGAACUCCAGAUCAUGCAAGGUCUGGAGCACCCCUUCCUGGUUAAUUUGUGGUACUCCUUCCAAGAUGAGGAGGAUAUGUUCAUGGUAGUGGACCUCCUGCUGGGCGGGGACCUGCGUUACCACCUGCAGCAGAAUGUCCGUUUCCAGGAAGACACCGUGAAACUCUUCAUCUGUGAGCUAGCCAUGGCCUUGGACUACCUGCAGAGCCAGCGUAUCAUCCACAGGGAUAUGAAGCCUGACAAUAUUUUGCUUGAUGAACAUGGGCACGUGCACAUCACGGACUUCAACAUCGCCGCCAUGCUGCACGGGGAGAUGCGACUCACCACCGUAGCGGGCACCAAGCCUUACAUGGCACCUGAGAUGUUCGACCCCAGAAGAGAAGCCGGCUAUUCCUUUGCUGUGGACUGGUGGUCCCUGGGAGUGACGGCGUAUGAGCUCCUGAGAGGCCGGAGACCAUACCAUAUUCGCUCCAGUACCUCCAGCAAGGAAAUCGCACACAUGUUUGAGACAGCUAUCGUGACUUAUCCCUCUGCCUGGUCACAGGAAAUGGUGUCACUACUCAAGAAGCUACUUGAGCCUAAUCCAGAUCAGCGAUUUUCUCACUUGUCUGACGUUCAGAACUUUCCGUAUAUGAAUGACAUGAACUGGGAUGCGGUUCUGCAGAAGAGGCUCAUUCCAGGUUUUAUUCCUAACAAAGGCAGGCUGAAUUGUGACCCCACCUUCGAACUUGAAGAAAUGAUUCUGGAGUCCAAACCUCUUCACAAGAAAAAGAAGCGUCUGGCAAAGAAGGAGAAGGAGAUGAGGAAAUGUGAUUCCUCUCAGAAGACGUGCCUUCUUCAAGAGCAUCUGGAGUCUGUCCAGAAGGAGUUCAUCAUUUUCAACAGAGAAAAAGUAAAAAGGGACUUUAAUAGAAGACCGGCUAAUCUAGCCUUGGAACAAACCAAAGACCCCCAAGAGGAGAAUGGUCAGAAUAAGAAGUGA
Molecule: messenger RNA, 1245 nt
Organism: Enhydra lutris kenyoni (northern sea otter)
Lineage: Eukaryota; Metazoa; Chordata; Mammalia; Carnivora; Mustelidae
Product: serine/threonine kinase 32A
Exons: 12
Coding region: 1-1245 (414 amino acids)
Biological process (GO): protein phosphorylation; regulation of signal transduction; G protein-coupled receptor signaling pathway
Molecular function (GO): G protein-coupled receptor kinase activity; ATP binding; G protein-coupled receptor binding
Source: RefSeq, a predicted model, not a curated record